AUGGACGGCGAGGAGGAGGAGGAGGAGGAGGAGGAGGAGCAGCGGGUUCACCGGGAGCUGGAGCCGCCGGCGCUGGCCGGGCCUUCGUCGGCGCCGGGCGCCGGGCGCCGGGGGGAUGACGAGCCGGGCUCCAACUACCAGUGCUCGGUGUGCGGCAAGCUGUUCCGCUGGGCGUGCGUGCUGGAGUCUCAUCAGCGCUACCACCGCGGGGAGAGGCCCUUCGAGUGCCCGGUGUGCGGGAAAGGCUUCGUGACCUCCAGCAACCUGACCGACCACCAGCGGGUGCACAGUGGGCUGAAGCCCUUCGGCUGCCCGCUCUGUGGCAAGUGCUUCGUCUCUUCCAGCAACCUCAUCGCCCACCGGCGCACCCACAGCGGCGAGCGGCCCUACAAGUGCACGGUGUGCGGCAAGGGCUUCGUGGCCUCCCCCAACCUGACGGUGCACCAGCGCACCCACACCGGCGAGCGGCCCUUCCGCUGCCGGACCUGCGGCAAGGGCUUCGUGGAGUCCGGCAAGCUGACCCGGCACGAGCAGAUCCACACCGGCCGGCGCCCCUUCAAGUGCCCGGUGUGCGGCCGCGGCUUCCUGGAGUCUGGCAAGCUGGCCCAGCACGAGCGGGUCCACGCCGGCGUCCGCCCCUUCGGCUGCGCCACCUGCGGCAAGGCCUUCGUCACCACCAGCAACCUCAUGGCUCACCAGCGCAUUCACACCGGCGAGAGGCCCUUCAAGUGCGGCACCUGUGGCAAGGGCUUCGUCACCUCCAGCAAUCUGACCGCCCACCAGCGCAUCCACACCGGCGAGAGGCCUUACCGCUGCCGGGUCUGCGGCAAGGGGUUCAUCGAGUCCGGCAAGCUCUCCCGGCACGAGAGGGUGCACACCGGCGAGAAGCCCUUCCUGUGCGCCGUGUGUGGGAAGAGGUUCACCCGCUCCGUCUCACUGAGGACCCACCAGCGGCUGCACAUGGCAGCAGCCCUUUGA
Carcharodon carcharias (great white shark) is the source of this 978-nucleotide messenger RNA. Its product is annotated as zinc finger protein 239-like. The record is from RefSeq and is a predicted model, not a curated record. NCBI's taxonomy places the organism in Eukaryota, Metazoa, Chordata, Chondrichthyes, Lamniformes, Lamnidae. Gene Ontology annotation, cellular component: nucleus. The transcript has a single exon. Gene Ontology annotation, molecular function: DNA-binding transcription factor activity, RNA polymerase II-specific; RNA polymerase II cis-regulatory region sequence-specific DNA binding. Gene Ontology annotation, biological process: central nervous system development; regulation of transcription by RNA polymerase II. The coding region runs from base 1 to 978 and encodes 325 amino acids.